Messenger RNA from Hibiscus syriacus, 1084 nucleotides. RefSeq lists its product as uncharacterized. NCBI's taxonomy places the organism in Eukaryota, Viridiplantae, Streptophyta, Magnoliopsida, Malvales, Malvaceae. The record is from RefSeq and is a predicted model, not a curated record. The coding region runs from base 79 to 1014 and encodes 311 amino acids. The transcript is spliced from 10 exons.
AGUCGUGCAAACGAAAAUGGAGAACUUUCAUGAAAGAAAAAACUAGAAAUCAGAACUUUAACAAGGAAAUACAGAGAAAUGAAGAGAUUAGGGGAAUGCAUAGGGGAAUGCAUAGGGGAAUUAACCAAGUUCACUCUCCAAUCUCACAUUAACAAAUCCCUCGAUUUUGAGCUGCAACUUUCCCAUGACUUUUUCUCUAAUCUCCUCCUCGAUAAUGACGCCACUGAUCCCAAUCCAGAUAUUUUGAAAGGAGUUCCUUCAUACCCUUUAUACAAGCCUUUGGUAUUGUCUUUGAAUCAAUCCAUGGUUUCCGGGUUCAUUUGCAGCAAACAAGGGAAUUCAGCAUUGAUGUGUGAUGAGACUUAUGCUAAACAGAAGGAAGAGUGGAAUAAAUUAGUUUCAACUAAAGGACAUGAAUUGAUAAAUGAGCCCUUUUUCUCAAUGUUAAGAGAUGGCCUGAAGACAAUUGAAGGAAGGUGUGCAGGUGGAGAAUAUGAUAAUAUUGAACCAGGUUCUAUGAUCCUUUUGAACAAAUGUUUGGUGCUCGAAGUUCAGGAUGUUCAUCGUUAUGCUACAUUUUCUAAGAUGUUAGAGGUUGAAAGUUUUUCUCAAGUCCUUCCUGGAGUUAAAUCCACUGAAGAAGGCAUGCAAAUAUAUAGGGAAUUUUAUACUGAGGAGAAGGAAAGGUCUAAUGGUGUCAUUGCUAUCUGUGUUUCAAAUUUGGUGGCUCAGCCCUCUAUCUUGUUGUCCAGCAUACUAUCCAAACUGAGUUAUGAAGGGGUUCAAAGCCUUCUGGGUCUUGCACAUACUACUGGAACAAUUACUGAUGCACUCCCCCCACCAAAAUCAACACUUCUUUCUUCAUUUAUGUUGCCAUAUAACCCGGAUGUCAAAGGCAGUACCUUGACUCGUGGAGCUAGGGCUUUAGCUAAGCAUGUUGAUCGAAGUGGCAAUAAGUACUGGGGUAAUUUAAUUGGAAGUGUUCAUCGGAUUUCUAGAACCAUACAUGGAUGAUGGUCACUUAAAGGGAUGGAAACAUUGAUUUGAUUCAAGAAAUGUUUGCGUUGGUUUCGAAGAUUUAUAA